Lethenteron reissneri (Far Eastern brook lamprey) is the source of this 1049-nucleotide messenger RNA. It is a transcript of the gene CREBL2, whose product is annotated as cAMP responsive element binding protein like 2. Gene Ontology annotation, cellular component: nucleus. Gene Ontology annotation, molecular function: DNA-binding transcription factor activity. Gene Ontology annotation, biological process: regulation of DNA-templated transcription. Lineage: Eukaryota; Metazoa; Chordata; Hyperoartia; Petromyzontiformes; Petromyzontidae. The record is from RefSeq and is a predicted model, not a curated record.
GGGCACUGGGGGGGGGGGUGUGGGCGGGGUUAUUCGAGUUCAAGUUCUCCGCGGUGACGUAGGGGGCGCGCGUCACGUGACGUUGUUGUUGUGGAUCUGGAAGUGGGCGGCGCUAGAACAGUCUGGAGAGAGCGAAGCGACCCCCCCGACACCAUCAACACACAGACACGAGUGGUGGAGGUGCUGGUGGUGGUGUUAGUGGUGUCUCUCUCUCUCUGUCUCUCUCUGUCUCUCUGUGUGUGUGACCCACAUCGCCUCGCUCACACAGAGCCGCUGCUGUCAGCUCGAAGCGAGAAGAAGUCGGGAGAGCGAGCGCCAAACUCGAGCGUUGUGCUGUCUGAUCGGGUCUUCCUCGCUCCGCUAUAGCUAACUCAACGUCGUCCGUCGGUCUCCGUGGUCCCCACCUCUUCCUCCUCCUCCUCCUGGUCCGCAAGCCUUCGCGAGCCUCCGUCAGCUGCGCUGGGGAGGACGCAGCGAAGCGUCCGGAACCAGUCAGCCGCCACCGCCCUCAGCGCCCCACUGCGUGUCUGAAGCAUGGACGACAGCAAGGCUCUUGGAGGAGUGGGUGGAGUUGGAGGUGGUGGAGUUGGUGGAGUUGGAGGAGGUGGAGGAGGAGGUGGAGGUGGUGGGGUUCUAGGAGGAGGAGGAGGAGGUGAUGGCAAAGUGAAGAAGAUCCAGCACAUAGAGCAGGUGAAGAAGCCGGGCAAGCGUGGGCGCAAGCCGGCCAAGAUCGACCUCAAGGCGAAGCUAGAGCGCAGCCGGCAGAGCGCCAGGGAGUGCCGCGCUCGCAAGAAGCAGCGCUACCAGUGCCUGGAGGAGAUGGUGUCGGGACGCGAGCGAGCCAUAUGUGCGCUGCGCGAGGAGCUCGACAUGUACAAGCAGUGGUGCAUUGCGAUGGACCAGGGCAAGAUCCCGUCUGAGAUCAAGGCGCUGCUGAGCGGCGAGGAGACCCCCCGCGGCCUCGCCUCCUCGCUCAGCAAGGAGAGGCCUGGCAAGCACUGAACGGGCGACGCCGCCGCCGCCGGGAGGAGACGGCGCGGGGAGAUUUU